GCGCAUGCGCACCAAACUCAGCUCCACCCGGAAGUGCGUCAGAGCGCGCCAGAGAUGGAGGGAGUUUGAGAUGGACUUUAUUUUUUCCUCAAAUUACAUGUUUUCUGAACCUGUUCUCCUGUAUUUCGUCGGAAAACGCAAUGUUUUUAUUUCGCACAACAGCUGAAGUCAUAUUUUGAAGUUGAAGGACUGGACCGGGCCGAUGAUGUCAUCAGAGGCAGAUGUGCGCGUGGCUCCUGAACCGCUACGGCUGGAUCCGGUGCGGACCGCAGAACUGGUGUGUUCUGAUCUGGACCUGUCUGUGUCUGUGACCCCGGAGCGACCCGCAGACCGCCGUCAUCGCCAGGUGUGUUUUAACGUGAGUCCUGAGCGGGAUGCGGUCAGAAUCCUCCCCGUGUCCCACAAACCCAAGCUCGGACAUGAAUCAGGUCUGGUGACGGAGGGGGCGGAGCUAAACACCACCCUGGCUCUGAGGGCGGAGCUUGAGGAAGUGGAGAGCCAGGUGUUUGAUCCUGAGAAAGCUGUGAAAGAGAAGCUGCAGAGCUCAAGCCUCACGAAGAGCCUCAUCAGCAGCCGAGCAGCCGAGGGCCUGAACUUCCCUCGCUCUCAGCACCUGUACCGGGCCUUAGUGAGCGUCAGCCUAUCACGAGACCAGCUCAUCAGCCAGGCCCUGCAGGAUAGGCCAGCGCUGGCCCCGCCCAUCACCACGCUGACCAAUAAGUCUCAGACACUAGAGGCUCCUGAUCUGCUGCACUUCUUCAGUCCUGACAAGAUGCUCAGAGAGACUCCGCUGUUGCCUGGCGACCGCAUCCCUAUGCCCCGCCCACGGCCUGCACCUAGACCCGCCCACACAACCUUUCACCUCCAUCAGCAGCACAGACUCUGGGAGGCAUGAACUGAACCCUGUGUGUGUGUGUGUGUGUGAGACUCAUUUUGUAAGUUUUAUGUAUAUUAAUGUAUUGUUUUUUAGCUUAAUGUGAAUUAAUAUAAUAUCAAUAAAUCUGAUUAUUUCAGUGUAAUGUGUGAAUGGCCAAACACUGUUCUUUAGCGAGAGCACAGACGUCUGGAGCGGAUCUCUUCCCUCGUCUUUAACUCUCAGGAGAAGCUCUUAUGUUCUCCAUGCUGCAUCAAGACAUUCAGGAUCAUUAUCAGUUCUUGCAUCCUGACUAUUUGUAAUUAAAAGUAUUUUUGGUUGUAA
This is a messenger RNA of Carassius auratus (goldfish), 1198 nucleotides long. It is a transcript of the gene ppp1r35, whose product is annotated as protein phosphatase 1, regulatory subunit 35. Gene Ontology annotation, biological process: positive regulation of cilium assembly; positive regulation of centriole elongation; negative regulation of phosphatase activity. Lineage: Eukaryota; Metazoa; Chordata; Actinopteri; Cypriniformes; Cyprinidae. The record is from RefSeq and is a predicted model, not a curated record. Bases 203 to 895 code for a protein of 230 amino acids. Gene Ontology annotation, molecular function: phosphatase binding. The transcript is spliced from 6 exons. Gene Ontology annotation, cellular component: centriole.